Chaetura pelagica (chimney swift) is the source of this 873-nucleotide messenger RNA. It is a transcript of the gene DOK1, whose product is annotated as docking protein 1, 62kDa (downstream of tyrosine kinase 1). NCBI's taxonomy places the organism in Eukaryota, Metazoa, Chordata, Aves, Apodiformes, Apodidae. Bases 1 to 873 code for a protein of 290 amino acids. Gene Ontology annotation, biological process: cell surface receptor protein tyrosine kinase signaling pathway; positive regulation of MAPK cascade. The transcript has 4 exons. The record is from RefSeq and is a predicted model, not a curated record. Gene Ontology annotation, cellular component: cytoplasm.
AUGCCGAGCACCCGCGACCGUGGGGCACUGCACCGGGAGGGCACCGGAGCACAGGCGGUCCCGGUGCGCGGCACCGAGUGCGCGCGGGCAGCGCUGAACGCCUUCUGGGUGACAGUGCAGCGGACUGAGGCCGCCGAGCGGUGCGAGCUGCGCGGGGCCUACGUGCUGAAGGCAGAGCGCGACAGCCUUGUCCUGAAGGACCCGCAGACACAGAAGAUCCUCUACGUCUGGCCCUACCGGCUGCUCCGCAGAUACGGCCGGGACAAGGUGAUGUUCUCCUUUGAAGCUGGCAGGCGCUGUGACUCUGGCCCGGGGAACUUCACCUUUGAGACCAAGCAGGGCAACGAGAUCUUCCGCCUGGUGGAAGCCUCCAUCCGGGAGCAGAAGGCACAGGUGGAGGAGAACCGGCAAAGCUGUGACUCGCUGGAGGCGGAGAGCCCCAGCGUGGUGCUGCUCCGCCAGGCCCUGGCUGACUCCCUGAGCCUGGAGCUGCCAGAGGAGGGGGACAGAGCCUGGCGCACCCAGGGCCACGACGGCCGCGGCGGCUAUGAGUACCCCUACAACCCCAGCACCGAUGACUACUCGGUACCUUCCUUCCAAGCCAAGGCCAAGGGCCCCAAGCCGGUGCCUGCCCCCAAGCCCCUGGCAGCCUUGAUCCAUAAGGGUGGGGAGAGGAGUGGGGAGCUGGGCAGGCGGCAGGGGAACCCCGCUCCUGAGAAGGCUGUUGUCAAACCCAGCCUCAACAGCAGCAACAACAACAACGUGGAGGUGCUGUACAGCCAGGUGGUGAAGCCCCAGCCCGCACGGAGGAAGGAGCAGUCUGUGGAUCAGUACAGCUUGUUGCCCGUCUAUGAGGACCUGGGAGAGAUCUAA